Gryllus bimaculatus (two-spotted cricket) is the source of this 2411-nucleotide messenger RNA. NCBI's taxonomy places the organism in Eukaryota, Metazoa, Arthropoda, Insecta, Orthoptera, Gryllidae. The record is from the annotation of a GenBank genome assembly.
UUAUUAUUGUUCAGGAGCAAACAAAGUGUACACAAACAGUAGAUACGUUACACGUUUUGGGGCUACUCCACUUAGUAUACUGGACUGUGUAUUUCGUUGGCGACUCAAUAGUUCUCUUUGAUAGUGCCCAAGAACACGUGCGCGGAUAAUACAUUCUGAUUUUACUCUUUGAGGGAGAGAGGGAGGCGGGAAAGAUUGAAUUGGAGCCUGAAUUCGAGCCUGCGAGAAUAAUCUCCACUUGGAGCAGGAUAUGAACUUUUGCUAUUACAUAUCGUGUAGAACUUUUCUAAUUGUUGAGUUUCAAUGGAAGUUGUAAUACUGUCUAGUGAUUCAAGCUCCCCUCCUUCGCCAAUUGCAAAUUCUCCGGGUAGCAACAAAAGUACUGAACCAGAUGGUGCGAAUAUAGCAGAGAUAAGAGAUUUCCUGAUAAAAUCUACAGUUAACAAAAUACCAAUACACAAUUUUUCUAGUAGUGACGAAUCAGACAACGAGUGUUCACCAGUUUUGGAAAAUAAAAAUUCGUGUGAAUCGGUAGUCAAGAUUACUGAAAAUGACGGAGAUUUUGAAUUCUACCAAAUUGAAGAAACUUACACCCAAAGAGGUUAUGUGUCACAAGUGAAAGAGGAUUUGAUAAAUGUUGAAGUACUGAAUAAUUCUGAUGACAAGUGUAGUGCUCAAGAAAGCAAAACAUCAAAAAAGAAAUCAUUGCAAGAAGAACGUGAAAGACGUUUGAAAGAGAAGGAAGAAAAAAUGGUAGAAAAGGCACGUGAAAAGGCUUUGAAGAAAGCUGCGUCUGAAGCCCAGAAAGCUAAUAGACCUGGUGAAUGUAUGAAACAUAUUCAAGUUUUAAUUGAUCAGAGAUUAUUAACAGAAGAAUAUAGUGGAAAUUUACUCUCUGCACUUCAAGCUGGUCAGAUUCAGUACAGCAUUCAAGAGCAGUUGAGUGAGAAAAUAAUUACGUGGGUAAAAACAGUCUACAGUUACCAUUGUGAUGAUGACGGGAAGGUAAUUUCCAGCACUAAUUUGAAAGAAGAGAAUAUUGUCCUUAUUAUUAUGAUGUCAAAUCAACUAACUCAACUUGUCAGGGAAAUGAAAUUGCGGAGCUAUAUUCAAAAUAUUGCUAAGCAACAUUUGAAGAAAAGAUUGAUAUUAAUUAUUUACAAAUUAGGAGAAUAUUACAGGUUGCAGAAUAUUGAAAAACAACGGAAAUUCAAAACUCAAUGUCGCACAGGGUCAGGAGCAAAAGAGAAACAGAAUGUAGAAAAUCAAGUUUGUCAAAGCGAUAUAGAAAAAGCUUUGAUUGAAAUUCAGAUAUUUGAGAACUGUUCUCAUAGAUUUGUAGAAACAUCGCAAGAUUUCGGUACUCUUAUUGCCCAAUUUACAAAAGCCUUAGCAGAGAAGGAAUUCAAACUUGAAAAACAGAAGAAGGAACAGGAAAACCUGGGGUGGUUUGCUUCUGGAGAUUCUCGAGACACAGUGAAAGUAGAUAAAAGUGGUAAUGGACUUUUGAGAUUAUGGAAACAACAAUUAUGUCAAUUCAACACAGCUAGCCUUGACACAGCAGAAGCUAUUGUUUCUCUUUAUCCUUCUCCAAAGUCACUUAUUCAGGCAUAUGAAAACUGUUUAACUCCAAGACAAGGACAACUAUUACUUCAAGAUAUUGCAGUACGGCGUUGUGCUGGGCCACUGACUUCUGUCCGUAGGGUAGGUCCGGAAUUAAGUAAAAAGAUCUACAACUUCUUUACAUCAAAAAAUGGGGAAUUGUCAUUAUCACUGGAUUCAAAGGACACUUGAAAUAAAAUAUUGUAUUCAAUUUAAGAUCCCAAAAUCAGAAUGAAAUAUGAAUUUAAUUUUUACUUGAAACAUAUUUUACGAUCAUAGUAAUUUUAAUUUUUUGUUUUUAAUGUCUUUAUUAUUACUACAUUUUUAUAUGUAAAUGACAACAUUGCAAAUCUUUGUCUUUAUAAAAUAAAGUAUUUCAACGUUGUGCAUGCAAAAAAGGCCAUGUGAACUGAAUUUAGUAAGAGAAAAUUAACCUGAAGGAACACGCUCAUUUCCAAAAUUUCAAUGAAACACGCCUGUUUUUUUGGCUCAUUUUUCCUUACUAAGGUCACUUCACAUGGCGGAUUUUGCAGGUGUAACGACGAUUUGUUUCUGAUGUAUUUAAAUUUUUUGUAUUAGUAUGUAGGGGAGAAUUUAUUGUAAUAAAAAAUUCAAAAUAUGUACAUAAUAUAUAUUUAUUUUUUCAAAAAUAUGUAUGGAAAAAUAGAAAAUGUGUAAAAUAAAAAUUUGUGAUUGUGUUUCAAAUUGCUCCAUUUGAGUAUUUUCACAUUUUUUAAUACAAAAUGCUGUUGAUGAGAGCUUAUAAUGGUUAUGAAUGUUCUACCUCUACAGAAGUAAUUAAACAAAAG